Messenger RNA from Exophiala aquamarina CBS 119918, 1272 nucleotides. Its product is annotated as acetate kinase. Lineage: Eukaryota; Fungi; Ascomycota; Eurotiomycetes; Chaetothyriales; Herpotrichiellaceae. Gene Ontology annotation, molecular function: acetate kinase activity. The record is from RefSeq and is a predicted model, not a curated record. The transcript has 4 exons. The coding region runs from base 1 to 1272 and encodes 423 amino acids. Gene Ontology annotation, biological process: phosphorylation; acetate metabolic process.
AUGGCCAACAUCAUUCUUUCAAUAAAUGCCGGCUCAUCUUCGUUGAAAACAACCGUGUUCAAAGAAGUGCACCAAGGCGAAGGAAACGAGAAGCUGCUCCGGCGGCUGGCUUCCGCUCAAAUCUCGGCAAUCAAUCAACCACCAGCCCAAUUCAAAUAUGUCCGGGGCGAUCAGAAAAAGACGGCCGAGGCAGGCUCCAUCCAUACCCACAAGGAAGCAUUUGCAUACGUCCUAGAUGCCUUCCUCUCGGACCCUGAUGUCCCCGAAGUCUCGAGCAAAGACGACAUCCACUAUGCAUGUCAUAGAACCGUGCAAGGCGGCGACUUCGAGGACGACCAAUUGAUCGAUAAAAGCACCUUUGAAAAGAUCGAGAAGCUCUCUGAUCUAGCCCCUUUGCACAAUGCUUCUGCGGUCAGUCUAAUGACUGCGUGUCACGAUGACCUUCCCAAUGUCGUCAAUGUCGCAUGCUUUGACUCUGGAUUUCAUCAUACCAUGCCAGACUAUGUCAAGACCUAUGCUAUCGACCAGAAGAUCGCUCGAGAGAAGGGACUGCGCAAGUAUGGUUUCCACGGACUUAGCUAUCAAUAUAUCACUCGCCGGGUGGCAGAACACCUAGGCAAGCCGCAAUCCGAGACAAAUCUGAUCGCGCUUCAUCUUGGAAGCGGAGCAUCAGCAUGCGCGAUCCAAAAUGGUCAGUCCAUAGACACAACCAUGGGCCUGACCCCUGUCUCUGGUUUGCCGGGCGGCAGUCGGUCUGGCGAUAUCGACCCCAGCCUGGUCUUUCAUUACACCUCCCACGCCAGUGCCUUGAGCCCCAGCAGCACGAAAGAUCUGCAUAUUUCCACGGCCGAAGAUAUUUUGAAUCGGCGUAGUGGCUGGCUGGCAUUGACGGGCACGAGCGACUUCGCAAACAUUGCUGAUCCGAACGCCCCUGAUACGCACAAACUUGCCUUUAACAUAUUUGUCGAUCGAGUAGUUGGGUACAUCGGCAACUACUACGUCAAGCUCGAUGGUAAGGUAGAUGCUUUGGUCUUUGCAGGAGGCAUUGGCGAAAAGAGUGCCUACCUUCGAAGUGUCGUAACCCAAAAAGUGGCAUGUCUGGGGUUCUCUCUGGAUGACGCGAAAAACGAAAGGGCUGCCGAAGGAGGCGACGUUGUGGAUAUUGGUUCGGACGGUAAGAAACCACAGACGAUUGUGUGCGAAACAGAUGAAGAUUAUCUCUCUCUUGGAUUCUCCAUACCGAAAAGUGCCAUGGCCAGUACAGAAACUUGA